This is a messenger RNA of Cuscuta campestris, 1532 nucleotides long. Lineage: Eukaryota; Viridiplantae; Streptophyta; Magnoliopsida; Solanales; Convolvulaceae. The record is from the annotation of a GenBank genome assembly.
CACACAAGGAGAGGACGUGGCAUCUUUCCCACCUUUUGCUUCUCUGUUUUCUUCUUCUUCUCUUCUGCUAAUGCCUUCUCUUCGUCUUCCAUCUCCAUUGAAUCAAUUCGCCUCCAAUUAGCUUCCUAUGUUGAUUACUACUGCGCGCGCCUGCUAGCAUUUCCUUUCCCCAGAUCGGUCCGGCGAUGGCUUCUCCCCUCCACGCCGCCGCCCAUUCCAUCAAACUCAGCAGCAUUCACCGCCGCCAACAACCGGCUGAGCAGUACCACGCGCUUUCCUUUUCCCGGCGAAGGGCGGUGGAGUCCCCGCUCUUCCCUCCCCCUCAUUCCUCCACCAGAGGCAGAAAUCACAGGGCGGCGAGGAUUGCGUGUGAUUCGCAGAAGAGCGUUCUGGAUGUGGCUCCUGGAACUCCGGUUCGCCGGACGAGCAUACUGGUCGUAGGGGCCACCGGAACCCUAGGAAGACAGAUCGUGAGGAGGGCUCUGGACGAGGGGUAUGACGUCAGGUGCCUCGUCAGAGCUAGGCCUUCUCCAGCUGACUUUCUCCGUGAUUGGGGUGCCACUGUUGUCAAUGCAGACUUGAGAAAACCUGAGACAAUACCGGCUACAUUGGUUGGGAUCCAUACAGUUAUCGACUGUGCAACUGGGCGUCCUGAGGAACCCAUAAAAACGGUAGAUUGGGAAGGGAAAGUUGCUCUAAUACAGUGUGCAAAGGCAAUGGGCAUUCAGAAGUUUGUUUUUUUCUCAAUUCACAACUGCGAUAAGCAUCCCGAAGUUCCUCUCAUGGAGAUCAAGUUCUGUACUGAGAAGUUUCUUCAAAGUUGUGGUAUGAACCACAUCAUCAUUCGCCUAUGUGGCUUUAUGCAGGGUUUGGUAGGACAAUAUGCUGUGCCUAUAUUAGAAGAGAAAUCUGUAUGGGGAACUAAUGCCCCUACUCGAAUAGCAUACAUGGACACACAGGACAUUGCUCGAUUGACAUUCAUCGCUCUGCGCAACGAGAAUAUCAAUGGGAAGCUUCUAACCUUUGCCGGUCCUCGGGCUUGGACAACACAAGAGGUGAUAACAUUGUGUGAGCGGCUUGCGGGGCAAGAUGCAAAUGUCACCACAGUUCCUGUUUCAGUUUUGCGCUUCACACGCCAACUCACUCGUUUGUUUGAGUGGACAAACGACGUUGCUGACAGAUUGGCAUUCUCUGAGGUUUUAACGAGAGAUGAUGUUUUUUCUGUUCCAAUGGGCGAGACGUAUAAGGCUCUGGGUGUGGAUGCAAAGGACAUAGUGACCCUAGAGAAAUACCUACAGGAUUUCUUCACAAACAUACUGAAGAAGUUGAAGGACCUUAAAGCACAAUCAAAGCAAGCUGACAUUUUCUUUUGACAAAAGGGAUUUAACUAAGAUGUCCCUUUUGUAUAGCAUUGUAUAGUUGUAGUUUAUUAACUAAACAAUGAAUGAAUCUCUCUGACUUUAAAGUUUAAAGGUUUUGAUUCGUCAUAUAAAAUCCCUUUACGCUUUUUAUUCGUUAUACACUUCGUUAUU